Molecule: messenger RNA, 2124 nt
Organism: Physella acuta
Lineage: Eukaryota; Metazoa; Mollusca; Gastropoda; Physidae
Product: calcipressin-1
Biological process (GO): calcium-mediated signaling
Cellular component (GO): cytoplasm; nucleus
Molecular function (GO): calcium-dependent protein serine/threonine phosphatase regulator activity; nucleic acid binding
Source: RefSeq, a predicted model, not a curated record
UCAUCGAUUCUUUCCCUUUACAGAUAUUUUGUGUAAAAAAGGGCCCUAGUCACCAGAUUCUAGUCUUCAGUUGAUCUGUCUACUGUCUUUAUAAAGAUCUAGAUCUAGAAGUCUAGCAGUAAACAGAAGAUACACAGACAUCAACUGAAAAAUAUUCUGCUCUGUGCAAAUGGGAAAAUACCUCUACACAAACCAUUUCUUAAAUGUAUCUCCUACAUAAAAAGUGUCAACUUCACCAAAGCUAACCCAAAAAAUGGACACAUCUGAUGUGAUUUCCACCAAUAUUAUCAUAUAAAGUAUCUUAUCAUCAUUGUUAUAGAAGACUUCAACAGCUCAUUAUGUCUAAUCAUAGUGACUCCAUUGAGUCAAUGGAUGACAUAGAUAUGGAUUUAUUAUGUGAUGAACUGGAAAAUUUGACUGAAAUGGUAGAUGUUGAAGAUGUGCCAUCAGCGCUUAUAAUAACUAACAUUGAUAUCAGUGUUUUUGAGGACACAGUAGCACAGUCAACAUUUGAAAAUGUGUUCAGAGAACUUGAUAAAGAUGUUAGCUUUAUUUAUCUUAAAAACUUCAGAAGAGCUCGUGUUCAGUUCUCGUCAUCUGAAUCCUCAUCUAUUGCUAGAAUUCGCUAUGAUGGUGUAACUAUUUGUGGGCAGAGUAUUCGGUGUUAUUUUAUUCAGCAUAUCAGACCGCAAAAUACAGAUAACACUCACUUACAACCACCUGCACCACAGAGGAUGUUUUUAAUCUCUCCACCUGCAUCACCACCAGUGGGAUGGGAACCAGUUCCAGAGGCUGAACCUGUCAUUAACUAUGAUCUUCUUCAUGCUAUUGCUAAGCUCAAUCCUGGUAAUACCCAUGAAGUCCAUCCUCCAACAGUAGCUGCACCUGCAAUUGUUGUGCAUCUUUGUGAAGAUCCAGAAGGUUAUGAGCCUGGUAAGAUCAGGCAAAUGAUAAAGCAGACCAAAAGGCCGGACGGUGGUACUAGUUGAACCUAGCAACUCAUGCUUAAACAUUGUAACUUAAAUCUUUGUGUGCAUUAAUACUGUUAUGGAAAUGUUUCCUUAGAAACUUAAUCAUGCAUAAAUGUCCCUAUCAGUAGUUCAGUCAAGCAAACAUUAAUAUGUCAUGUUUAUAGUGUUGGCAUGUUAUAUUUGUAGUAACAUUAGCACAACUCAUAUGCAUUAGAGUAGUAAGUGGCUGUGAGCAUAUGAAUUAUUUAUUUCUAAAACUAAAUAUCUGUGUUUAUUUCUUUAAGCCUCUAUCUUCACAUACCAAUUUAAUUAAAAAUAUGCUAAUGCCUAGCAGUAUUUAUACUAUACAGAUGAUCGAUCUGGCAUUUUUCAAUUCUUAAACCUCCUUUUUUUACAAUUUUACCAUCAAUUUGCCAAAAAACAAACAUUUGCUGAAAAGCAAUAUUUCUGCUAGCUAUAAGUUUAUUAAUAUAACAGACCCCUUUUCUCAUACAUCACUGUUUAUGUUUCAAAGCAAUAUUUCAGCAUUUAUAAUCAAUUAAAAAUUCUUAACAUCUUUAUAACUAUUAUGGACUCAUUACUGACAGUUAAAAUGUUGCCUAUUUUACCACUGAUUAUUUUACAUCUAAUUUCAUUUUCUCAGGAAAUUAGUUCAUAUUGAAAUAAUAUUAAACCCCUUAUGCAUAUCUGAAGGUUUCUAAAGCAAAUUAUUGGUAUAUGUGUUUAAAGUGUUUAGGUUUUUUCCCAAAGAUUUAUUUUAUGAUCCAUCCACUGUUUCAAAUAAAAUGUUUAAAAUGGUAGAGAUUUUUUUUUUAAUUUAUUAAAAGUUCUUGGGAUAUUACUCAUUAAUUUAAAAAUGUAUUACUUGAAUUCAUACACAUGUUUAUAAAAAUGUGAAUUAAGAGAACAAAUUCAAGAAACCACAUAAGAAAUUUUUUAACAAAUUAUAUUUAAAACUAAAUAAUUUAUGAUAAUAGCUGACAUAGUUUAUUUUUUAAUUAACUGUCACUAAAAUGACUAUUAUUUUAAUCUAAAUAAUUACAUAUUUACAGAAUACAUUAACUUACUUACGCAAUGUUUCAUAAUUUAAGUGAUUAUAUUCUGAGAAGCUAUGCUGUAUUAUAUUAUGCAAAAAUUAAACUUACCUGCUUUA